UCAAUCACGGAACACGGGGUCUUAAUGUGUAAGUCACUAACACAAAAUAAUAAAAUCAGUGUGAAUAAAUCUUGAAAGUUUUUAAGGUGGAAAAACAUGAUUUUGUGAUUGUUCCAAAAUUUGUGAGGUCAAGACUCAAGUGGCAAAAUGGCAACAACGUGGACACCGCCGGAUAUAAGUGAAGUUUGCUACGAACAGCGUGCUCCUUUGACGCAAUGCUCGUCUAUGGGUUUUAUGUUUUUAGCCCUAGUUACGCGACUUUUUGGUGGUGUCUCAUACAGUGUGCCAUACCCUAAGAAAAAUCCAUAUGACAUUUAUAAUGGUGGACUUAUAAGUCCAGAGUUAUACGCAAUUUCAGAAAACUUAGGAUCUAACCAUGAUUAUCCAGUUAGCACGUCUAAUUUUAACUUUGGUAUUGGACCUCAUGAUCACCACCAUCACACUCAUCAUACUCAUCCUCGAGGAAAAAACGGCUACCAAUAUGAUUUUGUAAGCUAUCAUCCACCGCCACCAUUUUCCAGUAAUUUUGAAUCUGGCCUAUCGAAAUUUGAUACUCGCCGACCUAAUGUUAAUUUUGACUUCCUUGAUAAAAAUUUCGGAGAUUUGGGUUUACAAGAAUCCAAGGCUGUGCCAACUACAGUAGAGAAAAAGGACAAAAAAGAUGAAAAAUCAAGACGGAAGCGGGAAAUUGAAGAAUAUGACUUCAUCAUAGUUGGUGCUGGAUCAGCUGGUUGCGUUGUUGCCAACCGAUUAACAGAAGUUAAGAAAUGGAAGAUACUUCUGAUAGAAGCUGGUCCUGAGCAACCAGAUGUAACUAUGGUACCGUCGUUUGCACCAACACUUAAGGGCUCUAACAUCGAUUGGAACUUUAGAACUCAACCAGAGGAACUGACGUGUAGAUCUUCAAGAGGUCGAAGUUGUUCAUGGACAAGUGGUAGAACAAUGGGAGGUUCCAGUUCUGUCAACUACUUGGUAUAUAAUCGAGGAAAUCGUCUUGAUUACGAUACCUGGGCAGGCUUAGGCAACCACGGCUGGAGUUAUAGUGAGGUGCUGCCAUAUUUUAAAAAGUCUGAAAAUAACAGAGACGUUGAAUCUGAUGACAAAUAUUACCAUGCAGUCGGUGGACCACUUAACGUGGAAAGAUUUCCCUAUACUGAUAUAAACACUGUUAUGCUAGUAGAAGCUUUCAAAGAAAAAGGAUUACCCUUCAAUGAUUUAACAGCAGCAGAUAAUUUCGGAACAGGUAUCUCCUUAUCUACCUCUAAAGAUGGCCGAAGAUGGUCCGCAAAUGUUGCUUUUAUUAAACCUAUUCGUGAAAAACGUCCAAAUUUAGAUAUAUUAACAGAUGCUCUUGUUACUAAAAUAAUCAUAGAUCCACAAACAAAAGUAGCUCACGGAAUAACUUAUAUGAAAAAUGGAAAUAUUUACAGUGCAUACGCUCGAAAAGAAGUUAUAAUUAGCAGCGGUACUAUAAAUUCUCCAAAGCUUCUUAUGCUUUCUGGUAUUGGCACUAAAGAACAUUUAGAGAGCCUAGACAUUCCAGUUUUAGCAGAUUUACAUGUAGGUCAAAAUUUACAAGAUCAUGUAACUACAGAUGCCCUUAUUAUAUCCCUUUCAAAUAAAACAUCUACAGCCGUGAAUGAACAUGAACUGUUAGAUGAAGUUCAAAAAUAUAGAAUACAAGAGCCUAAAAAGUCUGGACCACUAGCAACUACAAGCACUCUAAAUAGUAUAGCAUUUAUUAAAACUCAGUAUGCCUAUGAACCCGCACCAGAUAUUCAAUUCCAUUUCGAUGGAAGAAAUGUUAGAGAUUUUUAUUCAGAUCCUACAAAUUAUGUAGCUUCAAAUAUCUUUCCUUUAUCAUUUUACAAUGGUAUUGCAGUGAGACCAUUAUUACUUGUACCUAAAAGUAGAGGAUUCAUUUUAUUGAAUCAUACUGAUCCAAUUUUCAGUCAACCUUUGAUAUUUCCUAGGUUUUUUACAAACAAAAUAGAUUUAGAUACAUUGGUCGAAGGAAUGCGAUACGUUGUAAGCUUAGAAGAAACAGAAGUAUUUAAGCACAAUGGUGCUAGUUUUGUUAAAGAGCCAGUAAUAGGAUGUUCAGAAUAUCUCUGGGGAACGUACGAUUAUUUCGCUUGCUUGCUUAUUGAAUAUACCAGCACCAUAUAUCACCCUGUGGGUACCUGUAAGAUGGGGCCAGCGUGGGACAAAGAAGCUGUCGUUGAUCCUAGAUUACGAGUGUAUGGAAUCAAAAAUCUUAGAGUGAUAGAUGCAUCUAUUAUGCCUAAAACUGUUAGAGGAAACACAAAUGCACCAACGAUCAUGAUUGCUGAAAAAGCAUCAGAUAUGAUAAAAGAGGAUUGGUUAUCACACAAAUAUCAUUAAUUUAAUUUAUAUUACCAGUUUGUACAAAAAAAUAAUUAUAAACUUAGUCUAUAAUAAUAAUUGCCAUUAAACCUGUUACCAUGAGUAUCAUGAUACCUUAUUAAUUAAAAUUAUUCCUCAUUGUAUUUAUUAACCAUACAAAUAAUCUCUUUGAUGUAGUUAAUGAACUAAAUCAAAAAGAUUUUUCUAUAACAAUUGAUUCAGAUUUAAUUUUAGUAAAUAAUGUUUAAGAAAAUUAAUUGCUAUUUAUUUUUAAUUAGAAACUGUAAUAAAUUCU
Molecule: messenger RNA, 2662 nt
Organism: Maniola jurtina (meadow brown)
Lineage: Eukaryota; Metazoa; Arthropoda; Insecta; Lepidoptera; Nymphalidae
Product: glucose dehydrogenase [FAD, quinone]-like
Exons: 4
Coding region: 148-2385 (745 amino acids)
Molecular function (GO): oxidoreductase activity, acting on CH-OH group of donors; flavin adenine dinucleotide binding
Source: RefSeq, a predicted model, not a curated record